UCUCGCGGCGACAUGGGACAGGUUCAAGUUUUUUCAAAAUAUUUUUCUUUUAAAAAAAUAUUUUAAAUAAACAAUGCUUAAAGACCACACGAGUUUAAACUUCAAGGUCUAUGAAUAUUUUAUACUGCAGGAAAAGUGUUAAUUUUACAUUUUAUUCUAUAACUUUUAUUUUAUAAACUAGGAUGAAGGUUUCCUUCUAGCAGGUGCAUUACUCCAUUUUGUAAAAACCUAGGCAGCCGCGAGAAGUGUACUGAGGGAACCAUUCAAUUUUGAGCGGGUACUGCAUUCAGUUAUGUUGUGUUCUUGUUCAGUUGUUUUGGGGAACACAGAGAAGAGAACAGGGCAAAAAUCGACUUUCUACUAAGAACUACAUUACCGACAAUGCCCUUCUUUGGUGGCGUGCGAGCGACCAGCUCUGUUCGUGAGCGAGCAGAGUGCGCUGGAGCGCGCGCGGUGGCGGCAGCGUGGAGCAGGUUGAAGCCGGUCUGACAGACAGUGAGGUCUGCCGCUGAAGAAACCGCUAGAUUGGUAUUAACAAGAAAGAUACCGUGGCUUGUCGCGCUGUCGAAUUUACAGCUAUCUUGGCGGAACUAUACCAAAGUAAUUUAUGACUUGUUCUUUCACGACAAAUGCACGGGCUGCCGCCGGCAAACCUACCGACGCAUUCGAGUGCCAUCAUUCUUAAGUGUCCGCGCAGUGAGUACUGUUGUCCACGUCAGUUUGUUUGGAAGGUGUGCAUUUGGAAGUAAUGAAAACAAACCAAAAUAAGGGCCUUGUGUGCCAACUGAGCUGCACACUGAGGCAGGAAAUUUGCGUCCCCUCCGGUCGCAAUAAAUGAAUGACAAAAGCAGGGCGAGUUUUCCCAAGCGGAACGGCUGUGAGCGUCUCCCAUUAUACCGGACGCUCGAGGCGCGCGUUGCCCAUCGUAGGUCGUUUAUAGAGACGCUAGGAAAAUGAUCAUAAUUGCGCCGUUUGGUUUUGUGAGACUGGCAUGAGACCUGAGCUGUGGGAGCGUUGCAACGUUGUGCUUGCUGUCGCUGAAACUGGCGCGACUUGGUCUCACGGAGAAGGGUCAGCGGAGCUUUGGAUGUAAAGUGCGCAGAAGACCGGGUAGAGAUGAACCGAACACCUCUUGACCGCAGUGUACACUCUUAGUGUUGCAAUUAGAAGAGCGUUUAAGUUAAAUCAACACCGGACGUACCCGGAAGAAACUUUCCUGUUCUCAAAUUCCUUAUUCCAAUCCGCUUGGCGGAUUUCAGUCUCCUGAAUGAACUCAAGCCUAUAUUGCGUAAAUGCGCACGUUGAUGUUCCGUUUUAACAGUCCAGCGUAUGUUCAGGCAUGUAUUAAGUAAACUGGACCAAAACGUAACGGGUUUGUUCCUCUUUUGUAUCGGAAGUCACAACGUAUUACUGUGGAGGCCGGCUUGGUCAAACUACAUUAAAAUCUGUCUUCCCUAAAACACUUAAGUCAUAAACCCGAAACUGACAAGCGUACGCUUUGUAGCCCAAUCCACUUUGGGUUUUUGUGACCAGAUCUAAGAUAUGGCUUCAGUUCGCUUCACGGUGACACCCACUAAAGCCGAGGACAUCCCUGGCCUGUCAGACACGUCACCAGACGUGAGCUCACGCUCCAGUUCCCGGGUGCGAUUCGGUUCUCGAGAGAGCGUGAGCCGCAGUGAGCCACUCAGUGAGGCAUCCGGAGCCAUCAGUACCUCACUUGGCACAACCGGAGUGGAAACGCCGGAGAAGAGUACAACAGCAGCAACUGGAGCAGGACCGACCAUCCAGAUUAAUAAUUACAGCUGGACAAAUAGGUUACUCUUGCUCAGCGCCAUGACACAUUUUACUGUAACCAGAGUCCAGGAACCAGAAGAGGAGGACAGUGUGUUUGCGUUAUCUUCCAGCUAUUCCCAAAAUCUGGACUUGAGUGACUUUAGUUGGUCUGGCCAGAGCCACUACUCUGCUGAAGAUGUUAACCUACUAGGUGGUGAUGGCUUUCAUAAGGAUUUGAAUACGUACAUCAACAACUCAAACUGUGUAGAUGACGAUGACUUCUACGACAGAAACUUGGCCCUCUUUGAGGAGGAGAUGGACACUCGUCCAAAGGUGUCAUCAUUGCUCAAUAGGUUGGCUAACUACACCAACCUUACCCAAGGUGCCAAAGAGCAUGAGGAGGCAGAAAGCUUUGAGGGGGACAAAAGAAAGUCAACAAAGAGUCCCCAAAUGGGCACGUUCAUGGGAGUGUACCUACCUUGCCUACAGAACAUCUUUGGAGUUAUCCUUUUUCUGAGAUUGACUUGGGUAGUGGGGAAUGCAGGUGUCCUUCAGGCACUGUGCAUAGUGUUCAUCUGCUGCUGCUGUACAAUGCUGACAGCCAUUUCAAUGAGUGCCAUUGCUACAAAUGGAGUUGUGCCAGCGGGUGGUUCAUACUUCAUGAUUUCAAGAUCCCUUGGUCCAGAGUUUGGUGGGGCUGUUGGACUGUGUUUCUAUCUUGGAACAACUUUUGCAGGCUCUAUGUACAUUCUAGGGGCCAUUGAGAUUUUUUUGAUGUACAUUUUUCCGGAUGCGGCAAUAUUUGUAGCAGAAGAUGAGAAUGAUGAAGCUGCUACCAUGUUGAACAAUAUGCGUGUAUAUGGCACGUGCUUUCUGGCUCUCAUGGCUAUAGUGGUGUUUGUGGGUGUCAAGUAUGUCAACAAAUUGGCAUCUCUCUUCUUGGCCUGUGUGGUUAUUUCCAUUCUGUCUAUCUACGCUGGAGCACUGAAAUCAGCAUUUGCUCCUCCACACUUCCCGGUGUGCAUGUUGGGUAAUCACACGCUUUCACGCCACAAGUGGUAUGUCUGUAACAAAACAAUACAAAACAAUGAGACAAUCACUACCACCUUGCUAUGGCGGGAGUUCUGUGCAUCUGACCAACUGAAUGCCACAUGCAGUGACUAUUUCACCCAGAAUGAGCUGACUGAGAUUCAGGGUAUUCCCGGACUGGCCAGUAGCAUCAUUAUAGAAAACCUCUGGAGCUCUUAUCUUACAAAGGGUGAUAUACUUCAAAAAGCUUCUCUCCCUACAGUCAGUGUGUCAGAGGCACCAUCAAACCUACAUCCAUAUGUUUUUGCUGACCUUACCACAUCCUUUACCCUCUUGGUUGGAAUCUUUUUCCCCUCGGUUACAGGUAUAAUGGCUGGAUCAAACCGCUCCGGGGACCUAAAGGAUGCUCAGAAGUCUAUUCCAACUGGAACUAUUCUGGCCAUUCUUACUACUUCUCUAGUUUAUCUUUCAAACGUUGUCCUGUUUGGUUCCUGUAUUGAGGGUGUAGUAUUAAGAGAUAAGUUUGGAGACUCUGUGCAAGGUAACUUGGUGGUGGGAAUUCUCUCUUGGCCCUCUCCAUGGGUAAUUGUGAUUGGCUCCUUCUUCUCGACAUGUGGUGCUGGGCUACAGAGUUUAACAGGAGCACCCAGGCUUCUACAGGCUAUUGCUAAAGACCAGAUCAUUCCUUUUCUGCGGGUGUUUGGACAUGGAAAGUCGAAUGGAGAACCAACAUGGGCCCUCCUGCUGACUGCAGGAAUUGCAGAGCUGGGAAUCCUUAUUGCCUCCCUUGAUUUGGUGGCUCCCAUACUCUCAAUGUUCUUCCUAAUGUGCUACCUAUUUGUAAAUCUGGCCUGUGCAGUACAAACACUUCUUCAUACCCCCAAUUGGAGACCGCGUUUCAGAUACUACCACUGGACUCUUUCAUUUCUGGGGAUGACUAUCUGCCUGGCUCUGAUGUUCAUCUCAUCCUGGUAUUACGCUUUAGUGGCCAUGCUAAUUGCUGUGAUGAUCUACAAAUACAUUGAAUACCAUGGGUAUGUAUUCUGCUUUUGGGAAACUUUUUUCAUUUUUUCUAAAAUAAAAUUCACUUGCUUCUGUAUUUGUAGGCCUCAGUUACUUGUGCUGCUUAAGCUGGACGAGGACCUUCACGUCAAGUAUCCACGACUUCUUACAUUUGCCUCCCAGCUGAAGGCUGGAAAAGGCCUGACCAUCGUGGGGUCUGUCAUCAUUGGCAACUUCCUGGAGUGCUAUGGCGAAGCACUUGCUGCUGAACAGACUCUCAAGCACUUGAUGGAGAAAGAACGGGUGAAGGGGUUUUGCCAGCUGGUGGUGGCAAUGAAGGCGCGAGAAGGUAUCUCCCACCUAAUCCAGUCCUGUGGCCUUGGAGGUAUGAAGCAUAACACUGUAGUGAUGGGUUGGCCUCAAGGAUGGAGGCAGAGUGAGGACCCACAUGCCUGGAAGACCUUCAUCAAUACUGUGAGGGUGACAACGACGGCACACCUUGCUCUGCUAGUCCCAAAAAAUAUCUCUCUGUUUCCAGCAAACUCUGAGCAUUUUUCAGAAGGCAAUAUCGAUGUCUGGUGGAUCGUACAUGAUGGUGGCAUGCUGAUGUUAUUGCCAUUUUUGUUGAGGCAGCACAAGGUCUGGAAAAAGUGUAAGAUGCGAAUAUUUACAGUGGCCCAGAUGGAGGAUAAUAGUAUUCAAAUGAAGAAGGACCUCGCCACUUUCCUGUACCACCUACGCAUGGAAGCUGAAGUUGAAGUUGUAGAAAUGCAUGACAGUGAUAUUUCAGCCUACACUUAUGAGCGCACCUUAAUGAUGGAGCAGCGAUCUCAAAUGCUCAGGCAGAUGCGUCUGUCAAAAUCUGACCGUGACAAAGAGGCCCAGCUUGUCAAAGACAGGAACUCAAUGCUGCGACUGACCAGCAUAGGCUCCGACGACGACGACGAGACGGACACGGGGGCUGCCACAGGGUCUGAGCGUACAGAUCGGGUCCAUAUGACUUGGACAAAGGAUAAGUACCUGGCUUCAGUCCGGGCUGCCAAGGGACAUGGAACUGCGACAUUCGAAGGCUUGCGAGACAUUCUCAGCAUGAGGCCUGAUCAGUCCAACGUAAGACGCAUGCAUACGGCAGUCAAGUUAAACGAGGUAAUAGUCAACAAGUCUCACGAUGCUCGAGUGGUACUGCUGAAUAUGCCUGGGCCACCACGGAAUACUGAAGGGGAUGAAAAUUACAUGGAAUUUUUAGAGGUGUUGACAGAAGGCUUGGAGCGAGUCUUGCUGGUGCGAGGAGGAGGAAGUGAAGUCAUAACCAUUUAUUCCUAAACUACCAUCCUGAGCAAAUAAUGGAAAUGAGUGGAAACGAGGUGGGCUUACAACAAUAGGCAACUGAAUGUGCAACUUGAGAAAACUCCAGCAUGCCCACAGCGGGCUGCCACACUGUGUUUCUCCAAGAAUUGUGUGCCUCAUCAGUGGUUGCAGUGCAUGCUGAACUGUUUUUUUUUUUUCUUUUUUUUUUAAGAUACAUUUUUAUUGGAUUGAUUUUUAUUUGCAUCUGCCCAGCACUGCUAUUAAAAGAUCAAUCAGAGAAAGAAAAUGAAAACUUUUGUUUUGGGAAUCCAUCUACAGGCCCUGCUUGCUGCUGAAGUGAGGCGCCCAGUGUUAUCUGUUCUAAUAUGUUAGGCUCGUUAGGAGUUUUACUUAAAGACGUUUCCACUAUUACUGUGAGCAGCGGCCCUGUGCGCGGAGUGUGUGGCACUGGACCACCAGGCUUGCUUUCAGCGUAUAAGGCGUCUUUCGGGCAGUAUGGCAUUUAGUGCUGGCCAAACAAGAACAAGUGGACAAGGCAAGAUGAAUUCUCACAGAAUCAUGAACCUAUUCAUUUCUUUAAAUGCAAUUUUUUUUUAUUUUUUUUUUUAAAAAGGAUAAAAUCCAAAGCAGGGGUUUAGUUAAAUGUUUCUACUUCAUUAUUAUGUGAAAUCAGUAUUUAAAUGGCGGUGGUGAUGAUAAGGUUUAUGAUGUCAUGUCUAAUGUUUAUUUUAAUAUUGACUUUGUUUUUGAUAAACUCGAUAAGGGACAAGUAAAUAGUAAAACAAAAA
Messenger RNA from Polypterus senegalus (gray bichir), 5900 nucleotides. RefSeq names its product solute carrier family 12 member 6-like. Gene Ontology annotation, molecular function: potassium:chloride symporter activity. The record is from RefSeq and is a predicted model, not a curated record. Gene Ontology annotation, biological process: chemical synaptic transmission; chloride ion homeostasis; potassium ion import across plasma membrane. Bases 1543 to 5127 code for a protein of 1194 amino acids. Gene Ontology annotation, cellular component: membrane. NCBI's taxonomy places the organism in Eukaryota, Metazoa, Chordata, Cladistia, Polypteriformes, Polypteridae. The transcript is spliced from 25 exons.